UAUUUAGUUUCAGCAGUUAAUCUGACAAUGUUCGUUGCUGAACCAGAUUUCUCUUGAAGUCAUUGUAAAAUUAAUAUCUACAUUUAGGAUGGUACAAUAUUUUAAGGUCAUGUUACAAGCGUAUCUGAGAGUUUUGCAAAACAUAUGGUGGCGCUGUGACGUUAUUAAAUUGCCAGUCGAGUCCGUGAACGUCAUGACAGUGACUCGCUGUCAUCACGUGAACUAACCACAGCUCCGUGGUGCUGAAACUCCGCUCCGAAAACGCGCUCGUCCUUUUAAAUUCUGGAAUAUCGUCUGGAUUAAAACGGUAUUAAUGUGCGUGGGGUCCAUUGUAAUUUUGGCAAUUUUCACUUUUAUGGGUAAAAUUCAUUUCAAAGACUGAAGUGCGGUAAACACAGAGAGCGAUCCGGUCCUUUGUAACAAUGGAGUCUGGCAGAAGGUACGUGCUGCUCGUCGUUCUUCUUUUUUCUUUCGUUCGUAACAUAUCGACCUCAGUGACUCAUUAUUCAAUACCAGAGGAAAUGAAAGAAGGAUCCGUUGUAGCAAACCUUGCUACUGAUCUCGGCCUGGAUGUGAAAACACUGAACGAGAGGAAGAUGCGUCUCGACAUCAUUGAAAAUAAGAAAUAUCUGGAUGUGAACAAAGAGACUGGAGAACUGUAUAUCGUCGAGAAAAUUGAUAGGGAAUAUAUUUGCCCUUCAAAGUCAUCAGCUUCCUGUUAUCUUAGACUGGAAGUAAUACUAGAAAAUCCAGUGAGAAUAUUUAACCUAGAAGUAGAAAUUCUAGAUAUGAACGACAACGCCCCAAAAUUUAGAAGAGACGUCAUACACUUAGACAUUUCUGAAGCGACGUCAAAAGGAGAGAGAUUCUCUCUCAGUAAUGCAGUUGAUCCUGAUGUUGGGAGCAAUUCAGUGAAAACAUAUCAUCUGAGUGGAAGUGAAGAUUUUAAUAUUGAAAUUCAGACAGGAAGAGAAGGGGCAAAAUUUGCUGAAUUAAUUUUACAGAAGACUUUAGAUCGGGAGCAGCAGGCUGUUCAUAAUCUAAUACUCACAGCUGUAGAUGGAGGAACACCUGCUCGUUCUGGUACUGCCAGUGUUAUUGUUCGUGUGUUGGACACAAAUGACAACGCUCCUGCAUUUGAUGAGUCCAAGUUAAAUGUUAAAAUAAUGGAAAAUUCUCCCAUAGGAAGUCUUGUUAUUCAUCUCAAUGCAACUGAUUUAGAUGAAGGGUCAAAUUCUGAUAUAAUUUACUCAUACAGUUUAUAUACAUCAGAGAAAACGCAACAAACAUUUAAUCUGAAUCCUUCCACUGGUGAAAUUACAGUAAAGGGAAUGUUAAACUAUGAGGACUUCAGGAUUUAUGAUAUGGAAGUUAUAGCAACUGACCAUGGAGACAAUAGUUUAUCAGGACAAUGCACCAUAAAGAUUCUGGUUGAAGACAUGAACGACAACCACCCAGAGAUAUCUAUUAAAUCAUUUCAGAGUCCAGUGAAUGAAAACAUAGAACUCAACUCAGUGAUAGCUGUAGUUAGUGUCAGUGAUAAAGACUCAGGUGACAAUGGAGUGGUGGAUCUUCACAUUCCAGAUAAUAUGCCUUUCAAACUGAGAGAAUCAUCUGAUAACUAUUAUGAAUUAGUGGUGUCAGAGCCGUUAGACCGUGAGAAGGUUCCAGAAUAUGGCGUCACCUUCACUGUUACAGACAGAGGUUCUCCUCCGUUAUCUGACAAUGAAACUAUGACGUUAGAGCUGCUGGAUGUUAAUGACAAUGUUCCACAGUUCCCUCAGUCAUUUUAUACCAUACGUGUCGUGGAGAAUAACGCACCUGGGGCCUUGCUCAGUUCACUGACGGCGUUUGACCCUGACCUCCAUGAAAACCAGUAUCUGGUUUAUUUCAUCCUAGAGAGGGAGAUAGCCAACACCUCCAUGUCCAUGCUGUUCUCCAUCAACCCAGAGAACGGGAAUCUUUACGCACUGAAAACUUUUGACUAUGAGAUCGAGAAGGAGUUUCUUUUCCACAUCGAGGCCAGAGACUCUGGCUCUCCUCCACUCAGCAGUAACGUGUCCGUCCACAUCAUUAUCGUGGACCAGAACGACAACGCUCCGGUUAUUGUGUCUCCGUGGCGCGCACACGGCUCGGUGGUGGAAGAGAAGAUCCCCAGAUCCACCGAUAAAGGAUCUCUGGUUGCCAAGGUGAUAGCUCUAGACACAGACUCGGUGCACAACUCUCGGAUUACCUACCAGUUUCUACAGGUGACUGACGCCACCUUGUUCAGUCUGGACCAGUACAACGGAGAGAUCCGGACUAUGAGGAUGUUCAGUUACAGAGAUCCGCGCCACCAGAGACUGGUUGUUGUUGCCAAGGACAACGGGGAGCCUGCUCUCUCUGCUACAGUCACCAUCAAGCUGUCCACAGUGGAGACUGCGGUGAAGGCCUACUCUGACAUGACUGAGGUGCCUCUAGAGUACGACAUCUUCUCAGACCUAAACCUGUACUUGGUGAUCGGUCUGGGCUCCGUGUCAUUCCUCCUGCUGAUCACCAUCUUAGUCACCAUCGUGCUCAAGUGUCAGAAACCCAAGCCCAGUAAAGCGGCUCCUCCCUGCAGGAACAGUGUGAUCAGUGAGAGGAACUCCACCAUCGCAGAUUCCACUCUGGUCUCCAACGAUGCCUACUGGUACAGUCUGUUUCUAGCAGAGACCAGGAAAGGAAAGAUGGUGGUCAGACAGCCUGUGCCAAAGGGCUCCAGAUACAUCGUGUCCAGUUUACCAAGAGGAACAGGACUGACAGACACUAGUGGGUCUGCGGCUUCUACUCUGCAGUAUCCUAAAUGAGGGAAGUCCACUCUGCAGUUGGAGGCAUCCACCAGCAGCAGCAGCAGCAGUUCCAAAUAAGGCCCCACACCUCCAGCUGCAUCCUGGAUCUACGCUGACGUGAAAGCUUCACAGAGGAAAGGAGAGGCCCCUGUCCACACCCAGCCAUGUCCAUCCUGCUCAGUCCAGUCCCGCACUACUCGUCCCACACAGUGUAUAUGUCCUGCUUUAACACCAGACAGACUAUGGUGGAUAAUCAACGACACAAGCUUCCCCCCUCUCUUUCUUUUAAGCACAUAAAAAGCCAAUCAAUAUUGCCCCUCUGUCCGUUCAAUAUGCAUGAGACUGCAGACUGCACGGCUUCAAUCACACGCCAAUACCGUCCGGAAGAUUUCAAGAGGAGAUAACCGCAGAGAAGCAGACUGUACGACAAAUUGCACCAGUGGUUAUUCAAAGAAGCCACAAGAAGGACUAAUAGAGCGGACUCGGGAAUGUCGAAAUGCCUUUAAGAGACUGUUUUCCCUCUCUAAAAAAGAAACAUUACAUUUUGAACCUGUGUGCUUUGUCUUGCUCCAUAACGGCAUUGAUGUAUUAUAUAUAUAUGUAUAUAUAUUUAAGUUAACUAAGAAGUGAAACAGCACAAUUAAAUAAAUGUAAGAAAAGCACCAACCUAAUAUUUUACAGUGUGAAACUAAAAGGAGUCAGUAUUUUAUAAAUGUGUUAGCUUCUAGUAGUUUUUUUUUUUGUACUUGACGUUGUGCUUUAUAUGUGAGCUAGGCCUUAAUAUAUGAAUGAGAGUGCUAAGAGAUUCAAAUUAAGUUUGCCAGUACAUCAAAUAGAUAAAAGUGAGGUAUUUUAGCCGUUAUGUAUCUGCAUUUCAGUUGUUUUUGCAUGGAGUGAUCAAAGUACUUUGAUAGGUAUAGAUAUUUUAUGAUAUUGAACAAUCCAUUGUCUGGAGUUAGGCAUCACGGUUUAGUCUUUUACUAAACAACAUGGAGGACCACAUUUUAUGGGACCACAACAUGAAAUACAACAGUUUAAUACAGAACCUUCUUUUUACGAAGUCCUAAGGUCGUCAGAGAGGGUCAGCCGAUCUGUAAUCUCAUCCCCUUUUCCUAGUUUAAAGACAAGAGGAGAGUGGCCAUCAGUGGUGGGAGAUUUUUAUGGAUUAAGACAGUUAAGUGUACUCAGUUUAAACUAAAGUGUACAGUGUGCGUGAAUAUUAUGUCCACUUGGACAUUGCUGGAGAAUAUGACUAGGUGAUUAAAACAAACACAAGCGGACACAGCGAGUCUUUGAAAAUGGUUUGAUUCAUGUCUCAUUACUGCUGUAUACAGAAAAACAAACAUGACCAUGUGCCAUCACAUUUUUCCUUUUUAAAAAAUCUGGAUGUUACUUUAUUUUAACAUCUUCUGACAUUGUGCAACAAGCUGAGCAUGAAGACUUACUGAAACAACAUAGUUGUGACUGAUUUCACUCAAUGAAAGCUGUGCUCAUUUGUAUUACUGACUACCUUAUGUGUUUGCAUAUGCAACACAGAGUGGGAUACAGACAUGACUGAAAUAUACAGUCGAUCAUAUGUCUGCAUCUAUACAUAUGUAUUUCCAUUUCAAUACCAAUACUGAACUUGAACAAAAACAGUUUAACACUUGUGCCAUCAUUUUUAUUGGACAACUCGUAUGUGAAACAGUAAAACAAUCAGAAACCACUUAGUCAAACUCUUAAGCACAGCUCACAUUGCAUUACUUGUAUAAAGUUGUUAUGUGUUACAGGCAAACAUACAUCAAGUGCUUUUGUACAGUGGUAUGUUAAUGGUGCGAUAUGUAGUGGAUUGUGAAAUGUGAGCUUAUUGUACACUAUGGUCCGGUCUGUAUGGUCUAAUAAAUACAAAGAGCAAAAUAGAAAAACAAA
This is a messenger RNA of Scophthalmus maximus (turbot), 4718 nucleotides long. Its product is annotated as protocadherin alpha-C2. Gene Ontology annotation, cellular component: plasma membrane. The transcript has 3 exons. Gene Ontology annotation, biological process: homophilic cell-cell adhesion. The record is from RefSeq and is a predicted model, not a curated record. Gene Ontology annotation, molecular function: calcium ion binding. The coding region runs from base 423 to 2828 and encodes 801 amino acids. NCBI's taxonomy places the organism in Eukaryota, Metazoa, Chordata, Actinopteri, Pleuronectiformes, Scophthalmidae.